This is a messenger RNA of Sesamum indicum (sesame), 2182 nucleotides long. RefSeq names its product oligomeric golgi complex subunit-like protein. The record is from RefSeq and is a predicted model, not a curated record. Gene Ontology annotation, molecular function: protein binding. NCBI's taxonomy places the organism in Eukaryota, Viridiplantae, Streptophyta, Magnoliopsida, Lamiales, Pedaliaceae.
CUCUCUUGUUCUCCCGUUUCUUCUUCCUCUUUUCUUUCUCUGUCUGUUUCUUCUCCAUUCUUUCUCCUCUCUCAAUUCUUCCCCAAAUCCAUCUCCCUAACCCCAAACUCACGGCAACAAAGACGGCAGGUCGGCAACGAGGACGGCGACGAGUACGGCUUCCAUCUUUCUCCUCUCAUUUCUUCCCCAAACCCAUCUCUUAGAACCCUAGCCCCAAACUCACGGCAACAAGGACGGUAAGUCGGCAACGAGGACGGCGACGAGUAUGGCUUCCAGCUUUGCAAGUGAACCUGGGCUAUAUGAAUUAUUCCAAGAGGUGGCAAGGGCAGAGUAUGUGAAGUACUAAACAGAGAAUCACGUGUACCUGAUGGGGUCAAUGAACAGUUCUCAUCUUGCCAUGCCCUUUAGCAGAGAGGGAAAUAGGAAAAAACAUUUCGACCUAUACUUUUACAUCAAGCAGUUGUAGAGAAAUGCACCUGUCAGCUCUCCGCUCUUCAUUGUCAUCAAAAGUUCGAAAGAUUUCCUUUUCAUACUGUUCAGCACCCCUUAAUCAUUACAAAGAACAAGAUGACAGAUGGAGACUAAAGGACCAAGAACUGAAGGAGAAUAAAGAACCUUUGGUUGGCUCUCGAGCUCGAAUCCAUAAGUUGAUAGCUUCACAGUCAGACCCACUCCUUGCUAAGGAAAUUUUCGACUUAGCUUGCCGUCAGCCCAAUUUUCAGCAUUCCUAUGCAACCUACCACUCCCUUAUCCUCAAACUUGGCCGCUCUCAUCACUUUUCUCUCAUGCAUGCCGUCCUCUCUAGCCUCAAAUUCCAUAACUACUCCAUUUCCCCAUCUCUCUUCACUCACAUCAUUGAAAUCUAUGGUGAUGCAAACUUGCCAGAGAAAGUUCUCAAAACCUUCUAUACAAUCCUUGAAUUCAACAUCAAGCCCCUUACAAAACACCUCAAUUGCAUUCUCGAAAUCCUUGUUGCUAACCGUAACUUCGUCCAGCCUGCAUUUGAUCUCUUUAGGUCUGCCCAUAAAUAUGGAGUCUCCCCCAACACCAAGUCCUACAACAUUAUGAUGCGAGCUUUUUGUCUAAAUGACGACUUAAGCAUCGCAUACACUUUGUUUAAUCAAAUGUUUAAGCGUGAUGUGCCUCCAGAUGUGGAGUCGUAUAGGAUUCUAAUGCAAGGAUUGUGCAGGAAGAGUCAGGUGAAUAAAGCUGUUGAUUUGCUGGAGGAUAUGUUGAACAAAGGGUUUGUACCAGACACUUUAAGCUAUACUACUCUUUUGAAUAGCUUGUGUAGGAAAAAGAAGCUUAAGGAAGCGUAUAAGCUUCUUUGUCGGAUGAAAGUAAAGGGAUGCAAUCCUGACAUUCUCCAUUAUAAUACUGUCAUCUCAGGAUACUGUAAGGUUGGCCGUGCUGCUGAUGCUUGUAAAGUACUAGAUGACAUGCCUUCAAAUGGGUGCUUGCCAAAUUUGUUGUCAUAUCAGAGCAUAGUUGGGGGCUUAUGCAAUCAGGGUAUGUACACCGAAGCAAAGAGUUAUUUUAAGGUGAUGAUGUCAAAGGGGUUUUGUCCACAUUUUUCGGUUGUUCAUCUACUAGUUAAGGGCUUUUGUAAAAUCGGGAAAGCGGAGGAUGCUUGUGAAGUGUUGUUUGAGUUGUUGAGGCAUGGGAAUAGUCCACAUGCUGACACUUGGGCUGAAAUUUUACCUAGUAUAUGUGAGGCAGACAACACAACAGGAGAUGUCCUACAACAGGUUAUUAAGGUGGAGAUAACGCCAAACACUAGAAUAGUGGAUCUCGGUGCUGGCUUGGAGGAUUACUUGAUCAAGAAGAUAAAAGCUAGAUCAAGAACAAGUUGAUUUUUCAUGCAAAAUUGCUGUUCUGAUUGAAUUUCAAUGUAUUAUCCUUAAUCAAGCCUGGUUUUUGGCACUGUUAGGGAUGUAUGAUAGAGCUGCAGAUUCUUCAGCUACCCGUUAUUUUUAUGGAUAGUUAAAUUUAAUAGCAUAAACAGAAUACUAAAGGUGUACAGCAGACUUCACAUAGCUUGGAGUAUUCUGAAUGUCGAAAAGACAAUCAAGAUUAAUGGAUCCAUUUCAGUUGUAAUGAAACGUCCAUUUUGCUAAAGCAUGUGUUGUGGAAUUUGCAUGCCAGCGGGUGUGUUUAAGUUUCCACCGUGGCUAUUUGUCGA